UCACCUACUCUCGCGGGUCCUCAAGCGUUCUCCUGCGGAACCUUUGAACCGGGGUACUCGAGCCCACAGGGAAGAGCAGCGGAAGGGGCCUUUCCGAAUGAUUUGGAAUGAAAGGAAGUGGAAGAAACGCGGAACCAUGGCCGCUAUGGUUGCUGUUUGCGGUGGUCUAAGGAGGAAGAAGUUAACACACUUGGUAACGGCUGCUGUCAGCCUUACACAUCCCGGAACUCAGACGGUGCUUUGGAGAAGAGGUUGUUCACAACAGGUAUCCAGCAACGAGGACCUGCUUUUGUCCCAGUUUGUUUCUCCAUUUACUGGAUGCAUUUAUGGAAGGCACAUUACAGGUCUUUGUGGGAAGAAACAGAAAGAAAUCACAAAAGCAAUUAAGAGAGCUCAAAUAAUGGGGUUUAUGCCAGUUACAUACAAGGAUCCUGCAUAUCUCAAGGACCCUAAAGUUUGUAACAUCAGAUAUCGGGAAUAAAUUAUAUCACGUUACCACUAAUAAACUUAUUUUACAGUAAGUGGUUGUAUGAUGCCAAUACUGACUCAAACCAACCUUUGGAUAGAAAAGUGUUUCCGGAGUGAGGUAAAGAAUGACACUUCCCCUUCAUACCAAUGUCCAUUAAGCAGAUUGCUUAUUUAAAAUGUUAACACUCAUCGCAUUUUAUCUAUGUUGAAUAAAAGUGGUUCUGUGUGAUUGUCAUUUA
Gorilla gorilla gorilla (western lowland gorilla) is the source of this 707-nucleotide messenger RNA. It is a transcript of the gene MRPS18C, whose product is annotated as mitochondrial ribosomal protein S18C. The coding region runs from base 98 to 481 and encodes 127 amino acids. The record is from RefSeq and is a predicted model, not a curated record. Lineage: Eukaryota; Metazoa; Chordata; Mammalia; Primates; Hominidae. Gene Ontology annotation, biological process: mitochondrial translation. Gene Ontology annotation, molecular function: structural constituent of ribosome; small ribosomal subunit rRNA binding. Gene Ontology annotation, cellular component: mitochondrial small ribosomal subunit; ribosome. The transcript has 5 exons.